This is a messenger RNA of Exophiala xenobiotica, 774 nucleotides long. RefSeq lists its product as uncharacterized. The transcript has 2 exons. Lineage: Eukaryota; Fungi; Ascomycota; Eurotiomycetes; Chaetothyriales; Herpotrichiellaceae. The record is from RefSeq and is a predicted model, not a curated record. Bases 211 to 774 code for a protein of 187 amino acids.
GCCGGACGAUCUGGGGAGGAAUACCCUUUCUGCAGAGCAAAAUCCGAGCAUGAUGGGUCAAAGGCCCGCGAAGCUUCCCAUCACGACACGAAUCAAGCCCGCGACUCCGAAAAGAGUUUUCCUUAAGACACCAUCCUCACAACAUCCUCACCAUCUUGGAUCCGUCCCGAGACAGUCGCCGUGAGAAGAUUGCGAGACGAUUCCACCAUCAUGGGAUCCGUACCAGUCACUGACUUUGACCAUAUUGGGGAGAAGGUCUUGAGUCCAAGGGCGCUUGCGCACGUCGUUCUCCGAACCGAUGCCGGCAAUUUCCAAAAGAUGGUCGACUUCUACACUGCCUUUCUAGGAGGCAGGGUGACGCAUGGGAAUGACUUUCUGUCGUUCAUCACCUACGACGAAGAGCACCAUCGCAUCGCUUUGAUCGGCAUGCCAGGCACCGGACCCAAAGUCCCCACAAGCUCCGGAUUGGAACACAUUGCCUUUACAUUUCCUACGGUGUCGGCGCUCCUCGUCGCAUACCGUCAGCGCCAGGCACGAGGGAUUUGCCCCGUUUGGUAUCCCGACGGAAACAUGUUGGAAACGCAAGUGGACAACUUCGACACCGUCGAGGCGGCCAACGCAUUCAUGACAAGCAAAGAAUUUGGCGAGAACCCGGUCGGGACCGAUUUCGACGCCGAAGGUUUCAUCGCCAGACUUAAGCAAGGCGAAUCCGAGGAAGUAUUGAAGAAACGCGUCGAGAUUGGGCCAAGAGCUCUCCCAGAUGACUUGUUUUGA